CAGCCGGAGAUGAAGUGCAGAUAAUAGUCAGCGUGUAAAAAGUUUAAUAUUUUGUCACUGUCCCAAUCGCCAUCGGCAUAUAUCGAUGAAAUAUUUAUGAAUAUAUGUGAGGAUAAUGAACAUCGAUUAAGGCAUGGCUAACGUGGGAAGGACUGGAGAAAUUAUCCAUCUAAACGUUGGAGGGAAAAGGUUUAGCACAUCAAGGCAGACUCUGACAUGGGUUCCAGAUUCCUUUUUCUCAAGCCUCCUAAGUGGCCGGAUCUCCACAUUGAAGGAUGAAACGGGAGCGAUUUUUAUAGAUCGAGAUCCAUCGCUUUUCACACCGAUUCUCAACUUCCUUCGCACCAAAGAAUUGCAUCCCAGGUCUGUCAAUGUGCACCUGCUUAUGCACGAAGCCGAGUUCUAUGGGAUCGCUCCUUUAGUUCGGAAGCUGCAGCUCUGUGAUGAGCUUGACCGCUCCUCCUGUGGGUCCGUUCUGUUCAACGGCUAUCUCCCCCCGCCAGUGUACCCGGUGAAGAAGAGGAACAGGCACAGCGUGGCGGGGCCCCAGUACAUGAGCGGGCGCUCGGGGCCCGCGGAGAGGGUGCCGGUGCGGAGGAGCAACACCAUGCCCCCCAACCUGGGCAACGCUGGCAUCCUGGGCAAAGUGCUGGUGGAGGAGAGGCCCUCUGGGCAAGCGGGUGACUCGGGCAUGGUCCGCAUCAUCUGCGGGCACCACAACUGGAUCGCCGUGGCCUACGCCCAGUUUGUCGUCUGCUACAGGGUGAAGGAGUCGUCGGGCUGGCAGCAGGUGUUCACCAGCCCCCGGCUGGACUGGGUCAUCGACCGGGUGGCGCUCAACGCCAAGGUGAUGGGCGGCUCCCUGGGGGACAAUGACAAGAUGGUGGCCGUGGCCUCCGGCACGGAGAUCAUCCUGUGGGCCAUCUGCCCUGACGGCAACGGCAGCGAGAUCGGCGUCUUCAGUCUGAACGUCCCCGUAGAAGCUCUCUUCUUUGUUGGGAACCAGCUAAUCGCCACCAGCCACACGGGAAAAGUGGGAGUGUGGAACGCUGUGACCAAACACUGGCAGAACCAGGACGUGGUGCCUAUUAACAGCUAUGACACGGCAGGAUCCUUCCUGCUGCUGGGGUGCAAUAAUGGCUCCAUAUAUUACAUAGACGUACAGAAGUUCCCAUUGAGGAUGAAGGACAAUGACCUUCUGGUGACAGAGCUGUACCGAGACCCCUCUGAAGAUGCCAUCACCGCCCUCAGUGUCUACCUCACGCCCAAAACAAGUGACAGUGGGAACUGGAUCGAGAUCGCCUACGGGACCAGCUCUGGCACCGUGCGGGUCAUAGUGCAGCACCCCGAAACGGUGGGCUCAGGUCCCCAGCUCUUUCAGACCUUCUCUGUCCACCGCAGCCCCGUUACCAAGAUCAUGCUGUCGGAGAAACACCUCACCUCAGUCUGUGCAGACAACAACCACGUGCGCACCUGGACCGUGACUCGCUUCCGGGGCAUGAUCUCCACCCAGCCGGGCUCCACCCCGCUCAACUCCUUCAAGAUCCUGUCCCUGGAGGACAUCGACGGGCUCGGAGGCUGCAGCGCGGGAACCGAGAUCGGACCAUACGGAGAAAGAGACGACCAGCAGGUAUUCAUCCAGAGAGUGGUCCCAGAUACUGACAAGGUCUACGUACGCCUCUCCUCCAAUGGGAAAAGGCUGUGUGAGGUGCGCUCUGUGGACGGCACCUCCAUCACGGCGUUCGUGGUGCACGAGUGCGAGGGCUCCAGUCGCAUCGGCUCCCGGCCGCGCCGCUACCUCUUCACCGGGCACGGCAACGGCAGCAUCCAGAUGUGGGACCUCACCACCGCCAUGGAGAUCGCCGGGAAAGUGGACGCCAAAGCCGUGGGCGGGCCCACGGGAGAGGAGCUGUUGGAGCUGCUGGAGCAGUGUGACCUGGCGUUGACCCGCACCCCCGACAUGAGUCCUGCCGCCUCCCUCUGCCACUCCAACACCCCCGCCAACUCCAUGUGCAGCUUGCAGUCUCAGCUGAACGAGUCGAGCUCGCGGGACCGGGACCGGGGCCUGAGGAGUUUGGGCCCCUUCAUGGGCAGCCUGCCCCGCCAGGGCCCCCCGGUGUCAUUCGGCCGGCCCCGCGACGGGGCCCUCUCGUCAGGGGCCAUGGGCGGCCUGUCCCUCCACCCCCACCAGCUGGGCCUGAGCCAGGCCUCCCUCAGCAGCGCGGGCAGUCCCCACCAGGCCCUGCGGAGGGGCAGCUUCGUGGAGCGCUGCCAGGAGCUGGCCAAGAGCUCGGAGCCCGAGGGGGGCCGGCGGAGCCUGGCCGUGUGCAGCGAGCUGGAGGCCCGCCUGGGCCUGCGGACCCCCUGCUCCUCCUCCUCCUCCUUCUCUCCCGCCUCCUUCUUCCCCGCGGCCGCCACCGCCUCGUCCCUGCGCAAGGCCCCGCCCCCCGCCCCGGCCCCGGCCCCCGCCCCGGCCACGCCCACGCUCGCUCGCCCCCCGCCCGCCUCCCCCCCGUCGCCCGCGGCGACCCCGCCCACGGACGCCGCCGCCGCGAACCCCGCGGGCGAGAACCCCGCCUCGCCGGCCGCCACCAGCCCCAAGCCCCGCAUGAACGAGACCAGCUUCUGAUUGGUCGGCGAGGUGACCGCUCACCCCUGCCAUUGGCCGGUUUAAAGUCGACGCAUUUAACGCAAGGAUGAAGUCGGGGCGCCCGAGUGAAUGUGCGUGGGGUGUGUCGUUGGGCUGCACCAUAUAGCGAUCGCGGUACGUCUCUUUUUUUAUGCAAUAAGAACUAUCUUUGGCAGGUGGUUGUAGGUUCUGUUUCUUCUUUCUGUUUUUAAUUAUACUUCAUACGGUAACACAUCUUCAAACUUUAGUGUAAUGCUUCCAUCCAGGGGAGAAAAACAUGACUUGUAUCUAUGUUGGCUAAUCAAUUAGUUUUUUAUUAUCUUUAUCCUUGUCGUCAUGUUUUUAUCUCCCACAUGGAAACAGCAUGGCCCUGUUGCUUUCACAUCAACAUUGAAAAGAUACGAGUGACGUUUUUUUCCCCGUAAGCAUUUUACUGGCUCAGAAAACCGAAUGUGAUGCACCGUAUCAGGUAUGAUGAAAAAGUUUUGUUUUUUUAAAAGACUGAAAUAAAUCUUACACCGCGUGCCGGAGAUGGUUGGUACUGCGCUUACAAAAAAAAAGGUUAUACCGCGAUGGCUAUAUCACCCAGCCCUAGCGUGGGGUGUGUUGGCGGUUCCUGAUGGAAAACCUUCCUUUAGUUGUAAGUCUUCUGUGACCCAAAGCCUGGGGGGAGUGCGCCUCUUCCACCCCCCCCCCCCCCCCCCCACUCCCUGGGUGUCACAUUUCAGCUCCUGAGGUUUAAGGGCUGAGGUCUACUGCCGGGGCAGAUUCCCCUCGCCCUUCCUGUGCGUAUCCGAUAGCUUUAUUUUUGGUGGCAAAGCCCAUCUGAAGAUGUGUUUUGCAAGGCAAGGUAAACGCUGCCAGACUGUUUCAGCCGGCCAGCUCUCUAUCUCAGCAUCUGUAUAGGGGCAUAAUCAGACUGCAAACACGGUUUUUCACUGGGAAAUAUGUCCUGCCAUAUUUUUGUUUUAAAAUAACUAACAUUAUUCUUUAUUUGAAAAAAAAAGAAAGAAAAAAAGUCAAUGUUUAAAGAAAGGUGAUGUCGGAUGUGAGAGGUUUUGAAGGAAAUAUUCCAGGUUUAUUUGAAGGGUUUUUGGACAUAUUACCGCGUGUCACUUUUAUUAAAGCAUCAAUUACGUCGAUUUGAGAAUCGGCGUAUCAUUUCGGGCAUAAAUUACGUGAUUCCGUACCCCAAAAUGAUACUUUUUUAAUGUUAAUUAAAAUUUAAAGGAAGGUAUCAUAAAGCACAACGGCCAUUACGGUAAAAGUGUGAUAGAACUGCAGGUUCAACAUUUUGUUCCUAUAUUCAGGCAAUCUGAAAGAAACAUCCAGAAGAAAAAAAAAAAAUCAAGUCUCAAGUCCUGUUUGCAUGUCAUGGAGGAUUUAAAAAGAGGAUUUGCAGACGGCUGCAGUGUUGUUUUGAGGUUACUUGACGUUUAGUGUUACUGUGAUGAGAAGCCCUAUGUUAGACGAGCAAUAAGUUUGCGUCGGCAUGGCAACGUCCGGGGGGGACAGAAACGACCCGCUUGGCGUGCACGAGGCCAGGUAAUCCUGUGACGUUUUUAAGUUGCACUUGACAAAAUUUGAGUGCCUUCUACUGAAUACACUGCUGUGCAAGCACGUGUUGUGUGCUAUUGAUACCAAUCAUUUUGCUAAUAACGGCAUGGGUUUUGUAUUUUU
This is a messenger RNA of Conger conger (European conger), 4309 nucleotides long. It is a transcript of the gene shkbp1, whose product is annotated as SH3KBP1 binding protein 1. The coding region runs from base 134 to 2629 and encodes 831 amino acids. NCBI's taxonomy places the organism in Eukaryota, Metazoa, Chordata, Actinopteri, Anguilliformes, Congridae. The record is from RefSeq and is a predicted model, not a curated record. Gene Ontology annotation, molecular function: protein binding. The transcript has 18 exons. Gene Ontology annotation, biological process: protein homooligomerization.